Molecule: messenger RNA, 591 nt
Organism: Trypanosoma theileri
Lineage: Eukaryota; Euglenozoa; Kinetoplastea; Trypanosomatida; Trypanosomatidae
Product: cytoplasmic translation machinery associated protein
Exons: 1
Coding region: 1-591 (196 amino acids)
Biological process (GO): formation of translation preinitiation complex
Molecular function (GO): RNA binding
Source: RefSeq, a predicted model, not a curated record
AUGUCUUCAGCAGACUUAUUUAAAAAAUUCACAUUGCAGAAUGUUGCACAAAUUGCGAACAGUAAUAAUAAAGAACAAGCACAAGUACGCAGAGACUUGGCAGAGCAGUAUCCAUUAUUGGCAGAUUACUGGGAAGAUAUUAUCCCUAAAAAAUCUGAUAUUAUGCUGGUACGUUGUCAUGAUCAUGUACACUGUGUUACUCUCGUCAGCGCACAACCAGAAGUUCUAUUCUUUAGCCACCACAACGGUCCAUACAUACCUCAUCUAAAGCUGCUUCACAAGUAUCCAUUUAUUCUCCCACGACAUCAGGUGGAUAUCGGUGGUUGUAAGUAUAUCGUUUCGGGGGCGAAUGUCAUGUGUCCAGGGCUUACUUCUGCAGGUGGGAGCAUCACACCAGAUCUUGCUGCUGGUCAGAUAGUUGCCGUACAUGUGGAAAGCAAAGAACACGCAGUGGCAAUAGGAAAGAUGCUUAUGUCAUCUGAUGAUAUUGUAAAAAUAAACAGUGGCCCGUGUAUUGAGAAUAUACAUCACCUUGGUGAUGGUUUGUGGAUGAAUCGUGUGCUAAGUUCCUCACACAUUGGGGCUAAAUAA